GCAUGAGUGGCGGAGCUGCGGCAAGGCGGUGGGGUAAGUGUGGACAUUCCUGCAGUAGAGAGAGCAUCAUGGUGGCCUUCAAAGGAGUCUGGACUCAGGCUUUCUGGAAGGCAGUCGCAGCAGAAUUUCUAGCCAUGCUUAUCUUUGUUUUGCUCAGCGUGGGAUCCACCAUAAACUGGGGUGGCUCAGAAAACCCAUUGCCUGUGGACAUGGUCCUCAUCUCCCUUUGCUUUGGACUCAGCAUUGCUACCAUGGUGCAGUGCUUCGGCCACAUCAGCGGUGGCCACAUCAAUCCCGCUGUGACAGUGGCCAUGGUGUGCACACGAAAGAUCAGCAUCGCCAAGUCCGUCUUCUACAUCAUUGCACAGUGCCUGGGGGCCAUCAUUGGAGCCGGUAUCCUCUAUCUGGUCACACCUCCCAGCGUGGUAGGAGGACUGGGUGUCACCACGGUUCAUGGAAACCUCACCGCUGGCCAUGGGCUCCUGGUGGAGUUAAUAAUCACUUUCCAGUUGGUGUUCACUAUUUUUGCCAGCUGUGAUUCCAAACGGACUGAUGUUACCGGUUCAAUAGCUUUAGCGAUUGGAUUUUCCGUUGCAAUUGGGCAUUUGUUUGCAAUCAAUUAUACUGGAGCCAGCAUGAAUCCAGCUCGAUCCUUUGGACCCGCAGUUAUCAUGGGAAACUGGGAAAACCACUGGAUAUAUUGGGUUGGACCAAUAAUCGGCGCUGUGCUGGCAGGCGCCCUUUAUGAGUACGUCUUCUGUCCCGACGUGGAGCUCAAACGUCGCCUUAAGGAAGCCUUCAGCAAGGCUGCUCAGCAGACGAAAGGGAGCUACAUGGAGGUGGAGGACAACCGCAGCCAAGUGGAGACGGAAGACCUGAUCCUGAAGCCUGGGGUGGUGCACGUGAUUGACAUUGACCGCGGAGACGAGAAGAAGGGGAAAGACUCUUCCGGAGAGGUACUGUCUUCCGUAUGACUAGAGGACAGCACUGAAAGCAGAAGAGACUCCCUAGAACUGGCCUCAGGUUUCCUGCCGCCCGUUAAGGAAACGGAUCUGUUAUAAAUUAGACACUUGCGGUUUCUUGCUUCACAUCUUGUUAUACAGUUUAAAUAGCACAUGUUACUAUUAUCAGUGGUGGGGGGAAGAAGCCUAUAUAAUGGAUAUGAAAUUUUAAAACAGAAAUCUCUUUUAACAUAUCCCCAAAGCAAAUAUACAACUAGUGUAUUGACUUCCCUUUCAUUAAUAAUAACUGAAACUAUGAACCAAGAUCUGGUCAAGUCUUGCCUUACAGAGCAUAUGGACACCUCUGUGAGGACACUGGUAUUGACCAUUGUCACUAUUGACUUCACUGGAUUGAUUUAAAAAUGACAAAAUGUACUAUGUCACAGAAUCACAUGUAUUCAGGAGAAGUCACAGAGUAACUUCUUCCACAAGCUAUCCCCUAUUUACAAACUACCUCAGAGAGGAAAAAAAUUAGCAAGAAUCAUUGCUAAUAUGUCAUUUGUACAUAUUAUA
This is a messenger RNA of Apodemus sylvaticus (European woodmouse), 1514 nucleotides long. RefSeq names its product aquaporin 4 (gene Aqp4). The transcript has 5 exons. The record is from RefSeq and is a predicted model, not a curated record. Gene Ontology annotation, biological process: transmembrane transport. Gene Ontology annotation, cellular component: basolateral plasma membrane; plasma membrane. Gene Ontology annotation, molecular function: water channel activity. The coding region runs from base 3 to 974 and encodes 323 amino acids. NCBI's taxonomy places the organism in Eukaryota, Metazoa, Chordata, Mammalia, Rodentia, Muridae.